Chaetomium fimeti is the source of this 1420-nucleotide messenger RNA. RefSeq lists its product as uncharacterized. NCBI's taxonomy places the organism in Eukaryota, Fungi, Ascomycota, Sordariomycetes, Sordariales, Chaetomiaceae. The transcript is spliced from 4 exons. Bases 165 to 1244 code for a protein of 359 amino acids. Gene Ontology annotation, cellular component: cytoplasm. The record is from RefSeq and is a predicted model, not a curated record. Gene Ontology annotation, molecular function: 2-oxoglutarate-dependent dioxygenase activity.
GGGAGGGGGGGUUGCCUCCCUCACGUAUUGGUGUAUAAAGACGCUGACAUCCCACCUCUCGCCAGAGUACUGGAGCACAUUCAAACUGAGCAUUCUCUUGAAGUCUAGGCUCUUCAACCUUCUUUCAUACUUUGUGUACCCCUUAACUCAUCCGCACCAGCAGCAUGGCCCCAUCAGCGAUCGACGUUGACAUUCCGGUGGUCACAAAGGGUGUGAACCGCGAGCCUCUAAAGCUCUCGGGCGCGCUCGACGCCUACGAAUCCUUCGAUGUCACGCCCGUCAUUGGCCGAGAGUUUCCCAAGGCCAACUUGAACGAGUGGCUGACUGCACCCAACGCGGACGAGCUGCUCAGAGACCUCGCUAUCACCAUCUCUCAGCGUGGCGUCGUGUUUUUCCGCGCCCAGGAUGGCCUGACCAACGAACUCCAGAAACAGCUUAUUCUGCGGCUUGGGGAGUUGGCCGGACGGCCGGCUACAUCGGGGCUCCAUAUCCACCCCAUUCUCAACUCGGAGCGCGAGCUGGGUGGAAACGACCCAGAAAUCAGCACCAUCAGCUCGAUCCAGAACAAGAAAUUUUACUCUAAGACGGUGGCAGAUGCACUGAGCCCCAAGAAGCAGAGCAGUGCCCAGUGGCACAGUGACAUUGCAUUUGAACCUGUGCCCGCCGAUUACACGUCCCUACGUCUGGUGGAGCUGCCCAGCACCGGGGGAGACACCCUGUGGGCCUCCGGCUACGAGAUUUACGACCGCAUCAGCGAGCCGUAUCAGAAGUUCCUCGAGGGUCUCACCGCGACCUUUGAGCAGCCUCAUUUCAAAAAGGUGGCGGAAGAUGCAGGGUUCCAGCUGUACGACAAGCCGCGAGGUUCCCCCGAGAACGUUGGUGGUGAGCUGAAAGCCAUCCAUCCCGUCGUGCGCACCAAUCCCGUCACGGGCUGGAAGAGCAUUUUCCCCGUUGGCGGCCACGUCAAACAUAUCAAUGGCUUGACCGAGGAGGAGAGCUCCAAGCUCCUCAGCUGGUUCCUGGACCUGGUCUACAAGAACCACGACUUGCAGGUCCGCCUCAAGUGGAAGAACCCCAAUGAUAUUGCCAUCUGGGACAACCGCUCCGUGUUCCACACCGCUACAUUCGACUACCUGGAGGGCAACUACGGUGAGCGGUUCGGGAACCGAGCAGUGGGUUUGGGCGAGCGGCCGUACCUGGACCCCAACAGCACUUCACGGAGAGCUGCGGUGAAUAACGCGUGAGGCAGUGAGGGAGUGAGUAGGCAAAUUAAAGGAAGGGGCAGGGUUUCUUGGAUUGUUCAAGCUGUAUCCUUAACGUUCGUGAACCUGUUCAUCACCCACAACGAAGACGUAAUAGCGCGAAGAUUAGGCAACUCGUUGUGCUUCCAAACUAGUGGCAUUCCAAAUUCUGAUUAGCC